AUGGAUGCAGCUAGUUGUGGGCCAUCAAGUGCCAUUCAAAACUUGAAUAAGCAUACUCAAAGAGAUACCUCAUUACAGCAUCAAAGACUAGGCAACCAAUCACAACCACAAGGUGUACAUCAAUUUCGUCAAGGUCAAGGUGUGGAUCAACAGUUAAAUCAGGAGUUUCACAGGUUUAACAACGGUGGCACCGGCCAUGAAUUUGCCGCCCUGUUUAUGGAACAGAAUAGACCACAGUUUCAACCUCAACACCACCCUUCACAACCACAAGUCCAACAUGGCUGGGUGAAUGACUUUUCGAGUUUGAGUAUUGACCAAAGACAACAGCCACAAGUCAACAGCAACUGGCUGAAGCAAUUUAUGCAAAACGGGGCACCACAGCAGCAACAACAACAGUAUCAACAACCAAUGAUGCAUGGGCAAGUUCCAAACUAUUCAUUAGGCACGUUUCAAAACCGUUUAAAUAUGAAUGCCGUUAACGUUGUGCCCCAGUUCUCUCAACAAACAGAGCAUCAGCAAGUGCAUAAAUUGGAAGCUCAACACGAGGAGAUUUUGGAGAAUGAGUUUGACCGUCUAGAAAAAGAAUUGAAUGUGCGAGAAACACAAGCAAGUGAGGCAGACUUGACAGAAUCUGUGGAUAAGGCUUUGGAGGAUCACGAUAGAGAUUUGUUUGCUGAAACAGCACGGUCGGUAGAGAACUCAAUGAAUAGAUUGAACACUGAUGAUGCUGCCAUGGCGGAAAAAUUCAAGGAGUCCAAUUUCUUGAAUUUGAUGCAUUCAAUAGCUAAUAAGGAGACUGUUCUAGAAAACAACGAGCUAAAGUCACAGGAGAAUGCCUCGGCAGAUGCGGAGACAACAGCUCAAGAAGAUUCAGGGGUACCACGCAAUGUGGAUUAUAUUCAACCAAUGCAUCACCCCCACGAACAAAGGAAUCAAAUCAACUCAAUGCAGUUUAAUACCGACGAUUUUUCUGAUGAAACCAUUCUAAAUCACCCUUUACCACCACAAGCAAUACCACAGAAACAGAAGAAGAGGUUACAACGAGAACAACCACAACAAGAGCAAUCUAACAAGCUCCCUGAUCCUCUUGCGCACAUUGGUGAUCAAUUAGAAGGUGUGACUGAUCCCUUAACGGCAGCCAGGAUUAUUAGCGGUGGACAAGUGAGAAGCAAAGACUGGGAAGAUGAAUAUGAUUGGUUGUAUGAGGACAUUUCUUGGAGAAAGGGACAAGUUGUUGGCGAACAAAGAGAUGAAAGAUACAAUAGUAGAGGUGAUGACAGUAUGGAUGUACGCUUUGCUCAUAGAUAA
Lodderomyces parapsilosis is the source of this 1308-nucleotide messenger RNA. RefSeq lists its product as uncharacterized. The record is from RefSeq and is a predicted model, not a curated record. The transcript has a single exon. Bases 1 to 1308 code for a protein of 435 amino acids. NCBI's taxonomy places the organism in Eukaryota, Fungi, Ascomycota, Pichiomycetes, Serinales, Debaryomycetaceae.